This is a messenger RNA of Prorocentrum cordatum, 152 nucleotides long. Lineage: Eukaryota; Dinophyceae; Prorocentrales; Prorocentraceae. The record is from the annotation of a GenBank genome assembly.
CUGGGAUGGCCGACCUCGACCUCGGGGCCCUCGUCGAGACAGGCGGCCGCGAUGCGGACCUGUCCGUCCAGUUUGCGAUGCUGCAGGCGCUGGAGAAGGUCGGCGGCUCCAAGGAGGUGAAAGAGGGCGAGCCCGCCCUGGGCGACCUCCCG